Messenger RNA from Clonostachys solani, 1767 nucleotides. NCBI's taxonomy places the organism in Eukaryota, Fungi, Ascomycota, Sordariomycetes, Hypocreales, Bionectriaceae. The record is from the annotation of a GenBank genome assembly.
AUGGGGAAAGGUAUCGACAAGAAGGCAGUCGUGCCCGUCGAGGCCACACUCUUGAGCGUCGCCUUGAUAUUCAUUCUUUUACGACUCGACUGGCUACUUAUUGCCUCGGGGGCCGAUGCCAUCGCCCUAUUCGUCAGCGAUGCGAUGACAUACAGUUUAGGAGGAAUGGACGACUAUGACCCAGAUGCCCCUGAGACGCCCGUGGACGUCGAUAUCGCUCUGAUGAAGCUUGCGUUUGCGGGAAACUAUUUUUACGACGCGGGUAUUUAUCUUCCAAAGAUGGCUCUGCUUGCAUUUUACUACAAGCUGGUCCCGCCGAGGAAUAUGAUGCCCAAGUUACGCAAGUACCUCUAUGUUAUCACAGGCGUGACAGUAAUCUUCUUCGUGACUACCUGUUUCUUGGACACUUUUUGGUGCGGCUCUUAUGUGGCAGUCAACUGGGAUCCCGACGGAGACUGUAGCAGUUUUGAUUCGAUGAAUGUUUCCCGAAUCGACUGGGUCCUCAGCAUCUCUGCCGACUUGUUGGGCUUUUCUAUACCUUUCUUUCUGUUGCCGGGACUGCGGAUCGACAAGCGAUAUCUCAUCGGCCUGAUCGUCACCUUUUCUCUGGGCGGCGUCACUGUAGCCGCCAGUGUCGUUCGAUUUGCCACGAUGCAAGCUAUUCAUGCCUGGACGAAUGUUUACGUGCUUUCCAUGGCGGAAAUGGUUGCCGCCAUCAUAGUAGUGUGUCUACCUGCCCUCAGAUCACUCAUCCGCCGCGUCGAGACACACUCGUCGAAGACAGGCGCGACAAGCAACAAGUCUCACGGAAAAGCAUACAAGAAUUAUGCGACGAGUACCGGUCACAUUAAACUAUCAUCCGGUCGGGAUGCCUAUGUGACUUCCACAAACGUCGCUACGGUAGGACACGCAGGCAGCGAAGUAGAGCUACAGGAACUCCCGAAAGGACGCGGCGGGAUUUACAAGACGGAGCGAAUAUCGGAAUGGAUUCUGCUCGCCGCCUCCUACGUAUUUGUUGCCUUGCGAAUCUAUACGCGUCUCUUCCGCCUACGUCAAAAGCUUGACUUGUCUGACUGGCUACUCGUUCUAUCCGCUCUUGAUGCACUCGCUCUCAUCAUUUGCGACACUCUGACCUACCAGAUUGGUGUACUUGACGAGUGGGAGCCGUCUGUGACACUUUCCAAGAUUUCCUUCGCUUCCAAUUACUUUUACGACGUUGGAAUGGGUUUCCCCAAGAUGAGCAUGCUGGCCUUCUACUGGGGCUACUUCGUCCCCAACAUCACAAAGGGCAUGCGCAGGACCCUCUGGUGUGCUGUUGUUUUCGUCUGUCUUUGCUACAUAGCCAUUCUCUGGGAUGACACUUUCUAUUGCGGCAAAGACGUUUCCGUCCAGUGGUCUCAGGAGGAUGGCGCCUGCAGCGUCUUCUAUGCCACACCACCCUUCAUUCUCAACUUCACAUUGAAUUUGGCUUGUUAUCUCGUCGUCUAUGCCCUCCCGGUUGUCCUACUAGUGCAAGGUGUGCUGAAACCUUCCAAGGGUGUCACCCUCACCUUCGUCCUCGGUACCUUGACCAUCUUCACUACCAUUGUACGCUUUGCGUGUCUCAAGAUCGGCACAGGCCAGGAAAACCUCGUUUAUCCAAUGAGCAUGCUUGAGAUUACCCUUGCCAUCACCGUUGUUGCUCUUCCUGGGCUGAAAGAUCUUGUCAGUGGCACGUGCUCGCGGGAUGCCUCACCUGAGACAGCAGAACUCGAUCAAAAGGCUUGA